AUGGCAGCGACAUCCACAGCUCAAUGUGCAAAAUGUGAGAAAGGUUGUGGUAUACUCACAUGCGAUCGGUGUUUAGAAAAGUUCUGCCGAGGCUGUUUCAAUGAUCAUCGUCAAGGUUUGUCAAAACAACUCGACAAUGUUGUUUAUGAACACGAUAUGUUCAAACAGCACCUCGAAACGCCAAAUGAAAAUAUUUCUCAUCGAUUGUUGAAACAAAUUGAUAAAUGGAAGAAAGACUUUAUCAGUAAAAUUAAUCAACUCGCUGAUCAAUAUCGCACUGUUCACGAAGAUUUCCUCGACCAAGCAAAAGAUGGUAACUUAUGA
Didymodactylos carnosus is the source of this 324-nucleotide messenger RNA. The record is from the annotation of a GenBank genome assembly. NCBI's taxonomy places the organism in Eukaryota, Metazoa, Rotifera, Eurotatoria, Philodinida, Philodinidae.